Asparagus officinalis (garden asparagus) is the source of this 1226-nucleotide messenger RNA. Its product is annotated as F-box protein At4g00755-like. The record is from RefSeq and is a predicted model, not a curated record. NCBI's taxonomy places the organism in Eukaryota, Viridiplantae, Streptophyta, Magnoliopsida, Asparagales, Asparagaceae. Gene Ontology annotation, molecular function: protein binding. The transcript has 5 exons. The coding region runs from base 111 to 1055 and encodes 314 amino acids.
CUUGGCCCUUACUCUUCCCUCAAUAUAUGUAGAUAUAAUUAUAAUAAAUAAAAGAAUUGCAGUCCCAGCCUGCGCUUGUGAAAAUUUGGGAAUUUUCACGUGAUUUUACGAUGAAUUUCUUCGAAUUUAUUGGUGAUGAUGCUUCGAUUAUGGUGCUCACGGGCCUUGAUGAUCCUGCUGAUCUUGCCAGAGCCUGCUCUGUUUCUAAAUCGUGGUACCAAUUUGNAACUAGGAAUGGUUUGUUCAAAAAGCUAUGCCGGAGAAUGUGCCCAGAGAUCUCAAUCUUUGCUCAUGUUACUGAAGAAAUCGGCUCAGCAAAGAAAGUUGAAUGCGGAUCUAGUAGCGAUACAGAAUGGGAUAUGUUAAAGAGAGAGCAUAGAGUGUAUAAAUAUUUUUGUUAUUUUCUCGUUUCACGUAUGAGAAAUGAAGAUUGUAUUCUAGAACCUAUUGAAGCUUCGAGCACCGAUAAUUAUCCAGAUGAGAGCAUUAAGCACACAUUGGAACCGAUCGAUCGAGGGAGAAUUUGGCCUUUAUAUUGGUCCAGUAAAGGGGAAGGUGAUCCUACAAUUCCAGAGUAUCUCACAUAUAGAUUAAAAUCCAAGUUAUGCGUUGUGACUGAAAUAAAGAUACAACCAUUUAAGGCAUUUUUUCAGUUCAAUUAUCCGAUAUACUCAUCAGGGGCUGUGAGGUUUAGGAUGGGGUACUCCAAAACACCUGAAGAGACAAAAAGCAAAGUUUUAUCGGGGCAGCGAUAUAAUACUGAUGACAAGUACAGCUGGACGUAUGUUUCUCCAGAGUUUCCAAUGAAUCAGGAAAAUUCCUUGCAAUCAUUUAAGCUUCCUCGUCCUGUCAUCUGCACUGGUGGAAUUUUACAAGUAGAACUGCUCCGACGGGUUCAAAAACAAGAAAUCGAUGAUUUAUUCUAUAUCUGUAUUUGUCACGUUAAGGUGAUCGGGAGCAAUCUGUCACCUGUUUUCGACUGCGAUGUUCCUCAUGAAAGCAUCACCAGUCCAGUCCUUAAAUACUUCCCAGAUGCCAAGGAAUUUAUCUCUUGAGUGAAGGUUCACAGAAUAGAGAUUACGUUGUUCAAUCGAGUUUUGAUGUAACGUGUAAUGUAACAUGUAAUAUAUUAGCUUGUAAUAGCGUCGUAUGUAUGUAUGUAACAUGUAAUGUAGGACGUAGGAUAUUACUUUGUUCCAUCGAGUUUUGAUGUUCUUAUUUCGAAA